Messenger RNA from Amphiprion ocellaris (clown anemonefish), 5801 nucleotides. RefSeq names its product cytochrome P450 7B1-like. Gene Ontology annotation, biological process: cholesterol homeostasis; bile acid biosynthetic process. Gene Ontology annotation, molecular function: oxidoreductase activity, acting on paired donors, with incorporation or reduction of molecular oxygen; heme binding; iron ion binding. The transcript is spliced from 6 exons. NCBI's taxonomy places the organism in Eukaryota, Metazoa, Chordata, Actinopteri, Pomacentridae. The record is from RefSeq and is a predicted model, not a curated record. Bases 84 to 1571 code for a protein of 495 amino acids.
AUGUGUGUGUGCGAGUGUGUUCGCCUUGACAGGGUUGUGUUCCAGGACUCAGUGUUUCUUCUCUGGACCGACUGAUCUGGAUCAUGUCUCCGCUGCUGCUGCUCCUGCUCGGCCUGCUGCCCCUGCUGCUGUGCCUCCUCCGCGGCAGAAACAGAAGAGACGGAGAACCUCCUCUGGUUAAAGGCUGGAUUCCUUUCAUUGGAAAAGCUCUGGAGUUUGGAAAAGAUGCUCAUAAGUUCCUGGAGGAACACAAGAAGAAGUUUGGAGACAUCUUCACUGUGCAGAUAGCAGGUAAAUACAUGACCUUCAUCAUGGACCCACUACUCUAUCCCAGCAUCGUCAAACAUGGCAAGCAGCUCGACUUCCAUGAGUUCUCCAACAAGGUGGCGCCCUACACCUUCGGCUACUCGCCGAUGAACAGGAGUUUUUCCGGGCUGCGGGAGCAGGUCCAGCGCUCCUUCCACCUGCUGCAGGGCGACAGCUUGACACUGCUGACAGAGAGCAUGAUGGGAAACCUGAAGCUAGUGUUCCGUCAGGACCACAUGGAGCGGGACGGCGGCUGGAGGAGCGGCAGCAUGUACGACUUCUGCCACUCAGUUAUGUUCGAGGCCACCCUCCUCACCAUGUACGGCAGGCCGCCGGCCAGCCGUCGCCACGGCGGCGUGGACACGCUGCGGAACAACUUCAUCAGCUUCGACAAGAAGUUCCCGCUGCUCAUUGCCCAGAUCCCCAUCUGGCUGCUGGGACGCACCAAAGCCGUCCGAGACAAACUCAUCCACUUCUUCCUGCAUGUGUCCGGUUGGUCCAACACAUCGCAGUUCAUCAGGAGGCGGGCGGAGAUUUUCGAGCAGUACGACACGCUAAGGGAUGUUGAUAAAGCAGCCCACCACUUUGCUAUCUUCUGGGCGUCGGUGGGGAACACGGUGCCGGCCACUUUCUGGACCCUGUACCACCUGGUGAGCCACCCGGUGGCGCUGCAGGCCGUUCGGCAGGAGAUCCAGGACGUCCUGCGGCAGGACGGCGUUGGGUGGAGCAGCGACGGCGACGUGACGCUAGGCCGACAGCAGCUGGAGCGACUCCUCUUCCUGGAGAGCGCCAUCAGGGAGAGCCUCCGCCUGUCCUCGGCCUCCAUGAACAUCCGGGUGGCCCAGGAGGACUUCGGUCUGCGGCUGGACGGAGAGCGCUCGGUGGCGGUCAGGAAAGGAGACUUCAUCGCCCUGUACCCUCAGAGUAUGCACCUGGACCCGGAGGUCUACCAGAACCCGCAGAUGUUCCGGUUCGACCGCUACAUGCAGGACGGCCAGCAGAAGACGAAUUUCUACAAGAACGGCCAGAAGCUGAAGUACUACCUGAUGCCAUUCGGCUCUGGCUCCUCCAAGUGUCCCGGCCGACACUUCGCCCUCAAUGAGAUCAAGCAGUUUGUGUGUCUGCUGCUGCUAUACUUCGAUCUGCAGCUGGAGGAUGGUCAGCCCAGAGCCUCGCUGGACACCAGCCGGGCCGGACUGGGAGUCCUGCUGCCCAACGUCGAUGUCCGCUUCCGCUACCGGCUCAGAACCCAACAACUGGACUGAAGCUGCUGCUUCCCCAGAGGUUGAAAGCUGUUGGGUGAUAUCUGCGGCUUCCCACAAACCUGAUGUUCAUCUAAAUCAGCAUGCAGCAGCGUGGAAGAGAAAAGGUUUGUUCAAAUCUGACAGUGGAGCACAAUGAUUUAGUCUUAAAAUCAGCAAAUCAUCGUGAUGAACAGUCCAACCCUAAGCCUGACCCAAAGACCAAACUUAGUCCUAAAUGAAACAAAUGGUCCAGAAUGAUUCAACAUUUGGAUGGAUGGAUGGAUGGAUGAUGGAUGGAUGGAUGCAUGGAUGAUGGAUGAAUGGAUAGAUGGAUGGAUGGAUGGAUGGUCCAGAAUGAUUCAACAUUUGUCCAAAAUGUCUCAAACUUUCCCAAAAUGAUGACAAAUUGUUCAGAAUGACUUGAAAUGUGUCUACAAUCAUAAAAACGUGUUGAAAAUCUGUCCUCAAAUUACUACAACUGGUCCAAAAUGAUCAGAAUGGUCCAGAAUGAUUCAACAUUUGUCCACAGUGACUCUAAGAGUCAUCCAGAAUUACAUAAGUUUGACUAAAAGGACCAAUAAAAUAAAUGCAGCUCGGUUCAGAAACCAGCAUCCAGAGGAGCAGGUAGUGGAAAGUCUGUAAAAGCAUAGAUAGCUCAACGUCUGCAGAUAUUAGAUCAAAGUUUAACAUCUUAGGAAACGUGGUGGUUCCAUAUUUUUAUAGUUUUGUAAAAUAAUCAAAGCAUUUCUCUGUCAUUCUUCAUGAUGUUCUGGUUCCACAGAGCUGCAGGACUUUAAAACCUCCUGAGACCCAGGAAAAAAAGUUUAGUCAUUUUGAUUUUUUUACAUAAAUGAUGUAUUGGGGUGGUAAAGAACAUAUUGCAUUUUUUUUAACUUAACUUUAUUAACAUUUGAUAACGUGCACUGUAUUGCUCAAUAGGACGUCAUUGAUGUUUAAUGUGAAACAUUAACAAAGUAACAAAGCUGAUCAUGAAAAUAGCUCAUCUGGAAUCUUCCAUUAAAUAAAACAUGUAUGAACAUAUUUGUUUUAAAACAUACAUUAAAACUUCACAGAAACUUCACAAUAACAGUUCACAUUGACUCUGCACUAGCCAAAAGGGUGUGUAGCGAUGGCUGUGAUCAGUCACAAAAAGGUGUGUAACUCCCUGAUGGCUUCAUGAAAUACCACAAAACUUUGGCUCAAGGUUGGUCAGAGGCUAAUAAAGACCUGAUUAAUCGGAUUCAGAAAAGUUUAUUUGUUCCCAGGGGGCAAUUAAAAAUGCACGUAGAGCAGGCAGUGCAACAAUGACGUAAUAAAGAGAGGGAUAAAUAUAUAUACAAAUCUAGCAAGUAAUAGAAGAAUAAAAAUAAAAAGAGAAAUAAGACAAAAACACAGCUUGGUAACAUAUUAGUGCAAAUACGAAUGAAAGUAGGUGCAAUAUGGCAAUGAGGUAGAUACAGAAUAUAUCACGGUAGAUAUAAACAACAGAGUUCCCAGAGGUCCAUGUUAAAGUCCAUGUGUGGUGGUGGAGGUGGUGUGUAGUGGUGGGGGGAGGUUUUAUGGUUCAUGAGUUGAGGACUUGGACUGCCCUGGGUACAAAGGUAGACCUUCUCCUCUGUGUCCUGCAUGCAGGGCAGUGAAGCCGUCGACCAGAAGGAAGCCACUCAGAUGCAGAGUAGAGAUCAUGUGAAGGUCACGUAUGAUCCAGUUUGCCAGUCUACAUGUUAACAGUUCAAACACUGCAGACAGAGUUCUGAGAGGAAGGCCUAUGAUUUUAGAGCAGACAGUGACAGUCCUCUGCAGGUAGAUUCUGUUCUGGAGGCUGAUGGAGUAGAACCAGCAGGUGAUGGAGAAGGUGAUGGUGCUCUCUAUGAAGGAGUAAUAGAAUGUCUGGAGAAUGUUCUUAUUUACUCCAAAAGAGUUGAGCUUCCUUAGGAGAUACUGCCUCUGGUGACAUUUCCUGAUAAUCUCCUCUGUGUUAGAGGAGAAUUUCAGCUGGCUGUCAAAGAUGGUUCCCAGAUGUUUGUACUCCUCCACAAGCUCAACAGGCAUUCCAUGGAUGUUGGUGGUGACAGCUGUAGCCAGCGCCAUCUGCUGGUUGGAAAAGGUCACCACCAUCUCCUUGGUUCUUUAACAUUCAGCUCCAGACAAGAGUCAUCACCACAAGUCCACAACCUCCUGGAGGACUGAGCUGUGGGACUGAGAAGGUCCUGACAGCAGAGACAGGAGGACUGUGUCGUCUGCAUAUUUGACCAGGUGGGAAUUGGACUGUGUGGAUCUGCAGUCAUCCGUGUAGAGGAUGAAGAGUAGUGGAGAGAGGACACAGCCCUGAGGAGAACCACUGGAGGUGUGUAGUAGAUCAGAGAAGGUGUUGUUGACCCACACUCUCUGUGAUUUGUGGGUUACAAAGUCCAAUAAUCACAGGAUGAGCUGAUCAUCCAGGUGGAAGCAGGAGGAGAGUCUGUGAGCCAGGAUGUGAGGCUGGAGGGUGUUAAAUGCCGAGGAGAGGAGUGUUGCUGAGGUGUUUGGGUGUUCCAGGUGACGGUGUAAAGUGUCCAGAAUGAAUAUUUUGGCAUCAUCAACACCCCUGCUCGACCGAUAUGCAAAUUGGCGAGGGUCAAUCUGUGAGUUAGUUACUUCAUCACAAGGGAGGUGGAAGUCAUUGAGGAUUUGGUUGUAUUCUUCUUGGGGAUGGGGAUGACUGUGGAGUGUUUCCACAACUGAGGAACUGUCCAGCUGUCCAGGGAGUUUUGGAAGAGGGUCUGAAACACACCUCCCAGCUGUUCUGCACAGUGCCUGAGCACACGACCACUGAUGUUGUCCAGGCCGGGUGAACUGGUUGUUGGUGGAGUCACACUGGAACCAGCUGAAUGGGUUAACUGGUAGAGGGUGAACUGGUCUCUCUGGUCCUCCUCAGGGCUCUCGUCACAUCCUCUAUGUUGAAGGUGAGUGUGUAGUCAGUGGGAUGAAGUGUGGUCCUGAUCUCUUCCAGUUGUGUGUUGUCUCUUUCAAAUCUGGUGUAAAAAGAGUUGAGGUCAUUGGGAAGAGAUGCAGGGCUGCUGCCAUCCACAUGGAUGGUGUUUCUGUAGUUGAUAGCAGCGUUCACAGCAGGAUGUUCUUCAGGCCUUGCCAAGCUGAGCGGAGGUUCCCCUCAGUGAAUUUAUCCUCAACUUUGCUUUUGUACUUCAGCUUGGCUGCUUUUACUUCCCUGUUGACCUCUUUCUUCUCUAGUUCAGAGCCAGUGAAAAAGACCCUUUUCUUCUUGUUUAGUAGAUAUCUUAUCUACGCUCUGAAAACACACUUAAAUUACUCUUUAGAUUUUUAUUUACUAUAAGCAGUCAAAAUAUAGCAUAAAAACAGUUUAAAUAUGAAUAUCUUCCUUGCCUUUCUUCCUGUCGUAAAAUGUGCUCACUGGGAUGGCUACCAUUUUGAAAAGACCGACAAAGGGAGUUGGCAAGACACACCCCCACACAUGUGAUGUCAUUUAAAGCUAAGAUUGUCCCCUUUAAAGAACAUCAGGACUUAAAAUUGUGGCUCAUAUAGUAUUGGAGAAAUGAACAAGAAACUAAUGUGCACUACAGUACACUAAAAUGAAUUUCCGGGUCUCAGGACUUUAAAGUGUGAGUCUGAACUUUCCUCCAUGUCUAAGAUUUACAUUCUCCCAUUUCUCUGCUGCCCUGAAAUGUGAGUUUUUAUUUCCUGCCACCAAUAAUGUGACUAAACUGAUCUAAAUGUGAGCAACUGUGAAACAAAAGUCCAGAUGUCUGAGUAAUAAACACUAAACUUUGCACUUGAAUGUGGAGAAACUGUAGAAGAUUCUGACCUGAUGUGUUUCACUAGAUUAUUGAUGCAAUAAUUAAUGAGUUUUGAAAGACUGAAUGUUUAGCAGAACUUCUCCUGUUCACGAGCACUAUUCUGUUCUUAAACUAGUCUUCAAAUGUCCCACUGGACUUUCAUUUAUUUUAGAAUAAUAUAUCCUUUUAUUAAAAUAGCGUUUUUCUAAUGUGAUGUUCUGUCUGACUCACUCUGACUGAAUGAACUUCAUUAUAAUUCAGUUUGUAAGAAGAUAUAACACUUUCUGUACCGAUGGGUUUCAUGAAACUGAUUUUAUAAACUAAAGGCUGAUCAAUGUGUCGGUGUGAGUGAAUAUAUCUGAUCACAACCACAGCGAUUAAUCAAUUAAUUUGAUCUAUUUUCAUCAUUAAAUCAUCAGUUUGUCUAUUUUGAAAUAAAUCAGUCUAAAUUCUGUGA